Messenger RNA from Archocentrus centrarchus (flier cichlid), 1326 nucleotides. RefSeq names its product la-related protein 6-like. The transcript has 3 exons. Gene Ontology annotation, molecular function: mRNA binding. NCBI's taxonomy places the organism in Eukaryota, Metazoa, Chordata, Actinopteri, Cichliformes, Cichlidae. The record is from RefSeq and is a predicted model, not a curated record. Gene Ontology annotation, cellular component: ribonucleoprotein complex; nucleus. The coding region runs from base 133 to 1269 and encodes 378 amino acids. Gene Ontology annotation, biological process: RNA processing.
CUUGUAUGAACAGUUACUUGAGUCUGAAAGAACUCUAACUUGCAUGUUAGUUACACCUGCCUUUAAUUUACUCGGAAAUAGCAACGAACGCUGCAAUUUCUUGCCCUGUCAUCGCAGUCCUUAUGAGACACCAUGAGCAAUUUGGUUGGAGACGAUCAACAGCUCUUCCAAAAUGAAGAAGACCGUCAAGGUGAGUUGCUGUGCUUGAAGAUUAAAACCCAUUUGGAGGAGCUCUUCUCUGACAGCCACCUGGCAGAGGACGGCUUUUUGCUCAAACAUGUGCAGAAGAACAGGCAGGGCUUCGUCAGUCUCAAGCUUCUCACUUGUUUGAAAAAGAUAAGGACCCUGACCAAAAACUGGAACAUGACUCUAGCGGGAGCAAUGUACUCGGACCUUCUGGAAGUGAAUGAUGAACGCACCAAAGUGAGGCGCAUAGAGCCGCUUCCCAAACGGCUGCUGUGUUCCCCCACCAGCAAGCUCCUCCUCACCUGGAACAUUUCUGAGGAGCAAAGCAGAGAAGGGGGUGCAGCCCAAGACCCGGAGCAUGCCGCGCUGUCAGAGAGGGUGCUCCAAAAGUUCAGUGUUCAUGGCAAAGUUACCUCAGUCAGGAUCCUGCCACCUGGCAGGGAACUUCCCACAAACCUGCAGUGCUAUGCCAAACAUCACAAAGAGCUUGGCCAGCACUUGUGUGCAGUGGUCAAGUUUGACAAUUUGGAGCUGGUUCGUAAGGUCUACAGCACCCUGAAGGCAGAAGAGGAGAAAUCUAAUGGGAAGGGCAUGUAUGUGGUGCCUUUGGGAUGCCAGUCAAUGCACUGUUUCACCGAGGAUGAAUCAUCAGAAGAAAAAAGCAAGGGCCAACUUAAGGAGGAAAAUCCACCUGAAAUCCCAGAGGACUUAACCCAGCAGGAGCAUUCUUCACCCAUUACGGUUUCUGAUAAACCUCGAGACACAUGUCAGCCCAAAACAUGCUCGGGUGACUCUGCACAACAAACGUCUGACCAAAUUUUCACCAGCAGCAAUAUCCAGACCUUCCCUCGCUGGAAUCAUAGGGACAGUAUGACGAGGUGGUGCUCUGGAGAUAACCCGUGGGUGCACAGGCGCAAAUUAGCAGCCGGUGCAUCAAACUUCAAAGUGCACCUGAACACGCCGAGGCAGAGGGUGCUUCGUCAGCCCUUCGGCCCUGAUGGCACCAGAGGUUUUAAGCGUCAGAGGGAGGCACCAGGAACAGCUCAGCCUCCCCAGGAUAAAGUGCCAUUCACAGAUUUAUGAUGCGAGACCUUACAAGAAAACCAUUAAAAGCUGAGAAAGAGAAAAAAAAAAAAGUUU